CAAAGAUGAUGGCGGUGUUGCCUGGGAGCGGCCGAUCAGCAUAAGCCAGCUGCUGGAGCCCUGCCUGCAGCUUCGCCUCUUGUGCCCCAACAUCCUCUGGCCUGGCCUGAAGGCUCUGCUGUCCCCCACAUGCUUUUCAUCACCUGAAGAUUUUGAGGUGCUCCUCUUGGACUUCCGGCUGGCCCACUUUACAGGUUUUAUGUAGAUGUGAUUUCCAGAAGGUGAUAUUAGAUGCCAGUCAUCUGUUACAUCUGAAAUGCCAAUUGAUUCCAACAUAGCUCUCUAGACCUCCCUGGGACUCUAGCACCAAAUUCAGACGGCUGACACAGCUGGUCUUGUGGACAACUACUGGAUCCUCGGAGAUCAGGAGAAAGCCACCGUUGGACUCCUGGGACCACAGCCUCCUUAAUAGCCUCAAAAGGCAAGAGAUGCCUAAGGAGCACCAAGAGGCGGCUGUGCCGGAGGGACCCCACAUCCCAACUUCUGCAACAACCACCAUAAUCAACAUGCCUGGUGAGGUCUCCCUGCCUGAUCAUGUGGUCUGGUCCAUGUUCAAUACACUCUUCAUGAACUUCUGCUGCCUGGGUUUCAUAGCAUACGCCUACUCUGUGAAGUCUAGGGACAGGAAGAUGGUGGGUGAUGUGACUGGGGCAAAGGCCUACGCCUCCACUGCCAAGUGCCUCAACAUCAGCGCUGUGGUCCUCAGUAUCCUCAUGGCCAUUGUCAUCAUCAUUGUCUAUGCCAUCGUCUUGUCGCGGAUGAUAGCAAAUUCCAGAGCCUUCUAGUGCCGCCCGUGUUCCACUAUCCACAGCUGCACCACACCCUAGGCUUUGUCCUGACCCUUUACCCACACAUAUGUGAUUGUUAACUCACACAUCUGUUCACAGUGGAUUCAAUAAAGUGCGUGUGCUGA
This is a messenger RNA of Mesocricetus auratus (golden hamster), 913 nucleotides long. RefSeq names its product interferon-induced transmembrane protein 1. Gene Ontology annotation, biological process: response to interferon-beta; host-mediated suppression of symbiont invasion; negative regulation of viral genome replication. Gene Ontology annotation, cellular component: plasma membrane. The transcript is spliced from 4 exons. Bases 429 to 785 code for a protein of 118 amino acids. Lineage: Eukaryota; Metazoa; Chordata; Mammalia; Rodentia; Cricetidae. The record is from RefSeq and is a predicted model, not a curated record.